AUGCAAAGCCUGCACACGCAGGCAUCCAUACAGCACCUUCCUGCUCAUAGACACACGCGCUCUACAUUUGCACAACAGGGCUCUGAGGAGGCGACAGACCAGAAGAACUGUCGUGGAAACAAAGGGGAAAUACUGGGUCAGGGCUGGCACCACACUCCUGCACACUGCGCCCCGGGGUGCACCUCCAGGGCGGGGGCGGAGCUGACGCGCCAGUCCCGCCCCAGCCCACGUCCUCUAACUGUCCCUUCACUGCGCCUUUCCAGUCAGGAAGCCGUACGAGGAGAGUCUCACGUCGGACGCCAGCUGGCUGCCUUCCUGGGCGCCCCACGCUGCGCCAUGCUGCUCCUCCGAAGUGUCCUGGCCCCACGCUGCGCCAUGCUGCCCCUCCGAAGCGUCCUGGCCCGGGCUCUGACCGCACGCAUGCUCGCGCCCCAGGUGUGCUCAUCUUUUGCUACAGGCCCCAGACAAAAUGAUGGAAUGUUCUAUGAAUUUCGUACCUAUGCUCUUAAACCCUCAAAGGUGAAUGAGUUCCUAGAAAACUUCAAGAAAAAUGUGCAUCUUCGGACAGCUCACUCUGAAUUGGUUGGAUAUUGGAGUGUAGAAUUUGGAGGCAGAAUAAAUAAAGUGUUUCACAUUUGGAAGUAUG
This is a messenger RNA of Marmota flaviventris (yellow-bellied marmot), 646 nucleotides long. NCBI's taxonomy places the organism in Eukaryota, Metazoa, Chordata, Mammalia, Rodentia, Sciuridae. The record is from RefSeq and is a predicted model, not a curated record.